Messenger RNA from Suillus bovinus, 2409 nucleotides. RefSeq names its product P-loop containing nucleoside triphosphate hydrolase protein. The transcript has 12 exons. Gene Ontology annotation, cellular component: cytoplasm. The record is from RefSeq and is a predicted model, not a curated record. Lineage: Eukaryota; Fungi; Basidiomycota; Agaricomycetes; Boletales; Suillaceae. Gene Ontology annotation, molecular function: ATP binding; ATP hydrolysis activity. Bases 1 to 2409 code for a protein of 802 amino acids.
AUGUCGAUGCCUGAGUUGACAGUUCAAUGCAUUGCGCCUGCUGCCAUUGGAAAUGGGGUACGCGCGAUCCGGCGUGUUGUGGUUCAUGCAAGUAUUUUGAAAGCCUCACAACUGUGCUCUGGCGAUGUGGUCGCCUUAUCAGAGGUCGAUGAUAGAAGAACCAAAAAGCAGUAUUUUGCAAUCGGGACAUUGUGGCCUUCUCUAGAUAUUCCACAAGACGCCAUUUGGAUUUCAUCCUCGCUUUUUCUUACGGCGCGCCUCAAGGAAGGCGCAACGGUACAAUUAUUUAACGUGUCCGAUCAAGUCGGUGGCAGAUCCCCUCCCGGCUUACCAACUAUGCGAGACAUAGAAGAGGCUGGCACCAUUUGUCUGAGAGAAAUUUCCAUCAGAACACCAACAAUGCAAAAUAUGGUCAAUUCGCAAGACAAAGGAAAGCGUAGAGAUUGGCUCACUCUGCUACUGCGAGAAUACCUCAUUAAUCUCAAAUAUAUUCUUUCUACUCAGAUUAUCGAAGUCCCAUAUCAGGGCGAAAUUCGAAUGUUCUCCAUUAAUUCUGUGUCAGGCCACCGCUCGGCAUCAACUGGUUCCGUGAAUACCAUAACACGCGACCUUAACUCGUUUGCAAUUCAGGACAGGCCCUUACUUUGGACGACAGGGUGGGACACGAUUGUUUCCAUCCUGGAAGAUGCGGCCGAUAAUGAUAUCAGCCUCACGCAAAAGUCUGACGUCGAAACACUACCUCACACAUCAAUCUCUGAUGCAUACGCGGCUGUCGGAGGACUUGACAAGACGAUUACUCAGAUACGGGAUCUUCUCGAGAUACCGCUCACCAGGCCAGAGCUCUUUGGAUAUUUCGGUCUUAAACCUCCACGGGGCAUAUUGUUGCAUGGUCCGCCUGGUACAGGAAAGACACACCUUGCACGUGCUAUCGCAUCAUCCACUAACUCAUCGGUGCUUGUCAUCAACGGCCCUGAGCUUUCUUCAGCCUAUCACGGAGAAACAGAGUCAAAACUCCGGGACGUAUUUAAGGAAGCCCGAGCCAAGAGUCCAUGUAUCGUCAUCUUGGAUGAGGUUGAUGCUCUUGUCCCAAGACGAGAAGAGGGCGCAGGUGGCGAGGUUGAAAAACGUGUGGUGGCGACACUUUUGACCAUUCUGGAUGGCAUUGACAAUACGAGCACGACUUUUCACGACAGGGUCGUUGUUAUCGGGACAACCAAUCGGCCGAAUGCCAUCGACCCGGCGUUACGAAGACCUGGGAGAUUUGAUCGAGAAUUCGAGAUAGGCAUACCGGACGCAAACGCCCGUUAUUCCAUUCUGAACGUUCUCCUCUCCAAAACUCCUCAUUGUAUAACGGACGCAGAACUCCAUUCUAUCGCCCGCCGCGCUCAUGGAUAUGUUGGUGCUGACCUCAGUGCUGUAGUUCGAGAGGCUGGGACCCUUGCCAUUAAACGAUGGAUGUCACACAUUCCACCGGGUUCCCAUGUUGACCCGGCAGCUACAACAAUGACCCUGAAAUUGACGCCAACGGACCUUUCAGAUGCGCUUCCUACUGUGCGGCCGUCCGCAAUGCGCUCUCUAUUUAUCGAGACACCUCCCGUUCGGUUUGAAGAUAUAGGCGGGCAAGCGCACAUCAUACAAAAACUUCGAGAAGCAGUCGAGUGGCCAUUAUUACACCCAGAGACUUUCCACCGACUGGGUGUCCGACCACCAAAGGGCCUCCUAUUGUACGGACCUCCAGGGUGUAGUAAAACCAUUCUGGCUCGAGCUUGUGCAACGGAAAGUGGUGUUAACUUUGUUGCUGUAAAAGGACCUGAGCUUCUGAACAAAUAUGUGGGAGAGUCGGAAAGAGCUGUGCGAGAUAUAUUCGGCAAAGCCAGAGCUGCGUCACCGUCAAUAAUCUUUUUCGAUGAAAUUGAUGCCCUUGGAACAUCGCGCUCCUCAGAUUCAGAUACUGGAACCGCACAUGAGGGUGUUCUGACCAGCCUCCUGAACGAAAUGGAUGGUGUCCAGGAGCUUGUGGGCGUCACUAUCAUUGCAGCCACAAAUCGCCCCGACAUCAUUGACUCGGCUUUGAUGCGUCCAGGAAGACUGGAUCGCAUUCUAUACGUUGGACCUCCGGACCACGCUGGACGCGAAGAGAUCUUGAAGAUCAGGACAAGGACGAUGAGUGUCGAAUCUGACUUGGAUCUUCAUGCAAUAGCGGCCAUGACCGACGGCUGCAGCGGCGCAGAGAUUAGCUCGCUGUGCCAGGAAGCUGCUCUAUUGACCAUGCAAAAGGAUAUCAAUGCCCUAUCUAUCCCUCAAAGCGCCUUUGUCGCAGCCGCAGGUGCGAUACAAAGGCAAAUCACACCAGAUGUGAUCAAAAAAUAUGAGCAAUGGAGAGACCAAAGCGGAUCAAGGAGUGUUUGA